Molecule: messenger RNA, 503 nt
Organism: Patella vulgata (common limpet)
Lineage: Eukaryota; Metazoa; Mollusca; Gastropoda; Patellidae
Product: complement receptor type 2-like
Exons: 4
Source: RefSeq, a predicted model, not a curated record
AAGAAGAACCGUAUGCUGUUGAUAAUGCUACUAUGAUUGAUUAUAUAUCGUUUAAUAUAUCCGGUAGAAUCUUUUCUAUAGAAGGGGAGAUAAUCAACUACAUGUAUAACUGUUCUGAAUAUUAUAUAGCAGACCCACCGAGAUUUUCAAUCUGUCAGUCUAAUGGCACGUGGAGUAUUCCUUCCGAAUGUCGAGCGAGAGCCAUAUGCUAUGUCGAUCCGUACAUCGUUGACCAUGCUACUAUGGGGUACCCACUUAUUGCAAGGAGUCAGUUCAUAGAAGAGGAUGUAAUAACAUAUACUUGUAACAUUGGAUACAAUAUAUCUAAUACUCCUUCUUCCGUGUGUCAGUCAAAUAGUACCUGGUCACCCCCAUCUCAAUGUCGACAACUGAUGUUAAUUACUCUUAGUUAGCUUAAUUUUGUGUUUGGGGCCCUGGCGCUGGUCCUGGUCUUAACUCGGCAUCUAGUUUCAACAUACUCCCGACUAUCGUUUAGUAUAUAG